AUGGUUGGUAGCGGGCAUUUCAUUAACGCGAUGCACGUUCCUCUCGUAUCAUACUUUUGUCCAAAUUCUUUCUGGUCACUGACGAUUGGCGCAGCACUCAUUUUCCAGCAACAUGAAGGAACUGCGCAGUGUCACUGCGUUAUGGCACCGCCGAUUCUAGAUGACCAUGGGGUCGAAAAGGGGAAAGUGAUUUGCCUAGCCUUGUGUUGCGGUCAUGUCGUCUGGGCGGAGUCGCACAAAGUCGGCUGCGGCUUUACAAAGUGCAGCAAAAUAAAAAACGCGCCCGGACAUAGGUUCAUACUGGUUUGCCAUUAUUUUCCGAGUGGUAACGUACUGAACAGCAAAGGGCCUUGUAGCGACUGUUCGGAAAGACACAGCUGUGUUAACGGCCUGUGCGAUGCAACGACGUCCGGAUGA
Messenger RNA from Soboliphyme baturini, 417 nucleotides. NCBI's taxonomy places the organism in Eukaryota, Metazoa, Nematoda, Enoplea, Dioctophymatida, Soboliphymatidae. The record is from the annotation of a GenBank genome assembly.